Molecule: messenger RNA, 990 nt
Organism: Quercus robur (English oak)
Lineage: Eukaryota; Viridiplantae; Streptophyta; Magnoliopsida; Fagales; Fagaceae
Product: BAG family molecular chaperone regulator 5, mitochondrial
Exons: 2
Coding region: 108-737 (209 amino acids)
Biological process (GO): protein folding
Cellular component (GO): plasmodesma
Molecular function (GO): protein-folding chaperone binding
Source: RefSeq, a predicted model, not a curated record
AAAAAAGAGAAGCAAAUUAAAGCCAAAAUAAAAUAAGCUAAACUCCUAAACCCAAAACACACAUUUUUUUCUUACUCACACUGUCACACUCUUUUUUUCUCUCUCAAAUGAAAACCUCUCGCAGAGCUAGCUUCUACUCUUCCUCUUCCACCACAGUCACAUACACUUUCCAUAAUGACCGCUCUACCCCUCCACCCAAACCCAACUCCACUGAAAUUCCCAUCCAGUUCUCUCCCAAAACAGCCCAAUCACGAUCUCAAUCCAACUCCGCCACUAAGAUCCAGUCCGCAUACCGGGCCCACGCGAUCCGCACCCUGUACAAAAAGAUCUCAGCCGUCAGCUCCGAAGCCGAUCACCUCCAGCGCUUAAUCCAACGGCAGGAAACGGUGGAUGCAAUCCGCAGCAACGAGCGGGAGAAGCUGAGGAUGAACGAGGCCCUGAUGGGUCUGCUACUGAAGCUGGACUCGGUGCCCGGAUUUAAUCCGACGGUGAGGGAGGCGAGGAGGAAGGUGAGCCGUCGGAUCGUGGCGUUGCAGGAAAUACUCGACGCUGUUUCGGAGGCAAAGACGGUUUACGACGACGACUGUUACGAAUACGGGUUUGUGAGGAGCUGGGACGACGUCGUUGCGAAGAUGGAGGAAGAGGUUUGUAGAGAAAGAGGAGGUGAUGAGAUGGAGAGGUUUUGUGCUGAGCAUUUGGGGUUUCGUUGCUUGCAGAGAUUUCUCAGUGGGCCCUGAUCUUCUGUGCUCCGAAGGAUCCAGAUGCACAAAAGUAUGUACACACAUCCACUCUCACUCAUGAUGAAUGUAUAAUCAAAAAUUGCUUGUGUUGUAGUAUUAUAUCGUAUCUGUAACCGUGUCCGUGCAUCCUAGACAUGGAGAAAGAAUUCUUUCUCCAUUUCAGUUUCAGCGAGAUAAGAGAAUUCAAUUUUUACUGUUAAAUUUUUUUAUUUAUUUUUAUACAAGGGUGUAUAUAUGUGAUGUCACGUAA